AUGUUGUUCAAAUAUAUCGCCUCCCUCGCCGUCCUGGCAUCUUCCGCCGUCGCACAGACUGAAUACACAGGCGGGUACAAUGCGGCUUUCAAGAACAUGACCGCUGUCUAUUGGGGUCAGAACGCCGGUGCCAUUGUUGACCCGACCAAGCAAUCCGACUUGCUCACGACAUGCAAUAACACCAACAUUGAUGUGGUUAUUGUCAGCUUUGUGACCAAGUUCAAAGGAAAGGCGGGGCUUCCAAUUCUCAACCUGUCAAACCAAUGCGGCAAUGUCUUCCCUUAUGCGGAAAACCCAAAGAACGACACGGAUAUCCUGAACUGUCCUGAUAUCGGAGAAAUGAUCACUCAAUGCCAGGGACUCGGAAAGAAGGUCCUUUUGUCGUUGGGCGGAUCGACUUAUAAUAAUGCAGCAUGGAAAAGCGUUGCCGAAGCUCGUGAUACCGGAAACACUCUUUGGGCUAUGUUCGGCCCUCCCGGUAACAAUCCAUAUAAAUAUCGACCUUUCGGUAACGCAACUGUUGAUGGAUUCGACCUGGACUUCGAAUAUGUCGCCAAUGCGCCUUUCACUGACACCUUUGCCGCCCACAUGAAGGCGAAAUAUGCUCUUGACAAGAAGCGUCAAUACCUUCUCACCGCUGCCCCACAGUGCCCCAGCCCUGACGGCGCUCUCGACGUCGCCCUUACCAAGGUUGCAUUCGAUGCCAUUUUCGUCCAAUUUUACAACAACCUCUGCCAGACCUCGACCUGGGCCAAGGGUAAAUCCCAAAUGAAGAACACCUCCUUCAACUUCCAGUUGUGGGAGAACUGGGCGCGAACUUCCAGCGCCAACAAGAACAUCAAGAUCUUCAUCGGUUUCCUCGGUGGCGGUGUUUCAGGUACUACUGGAUAUGUCAAUAAGAAUGUUGCCCAACAGAUCAUCGCCGAUUCCCUCAAGUUCAAGAGCUUUGCCGGUGCUAUGUUCUGGGAUGCAUCCAUCCUCGGUAUCAAUACUGGAAUCUUGCCAGCUGUCAGGGAUGUCCUGACUGGCAAGGUUGUCAUCAAGAAGCGUGAGAUUGAGGAGCGUGAAAUCAAGAUCCCCGUUGGAGGCUCUUCCAUCUAUGCCGCUGAAGAUUAUAUCGAGGUCAAGGCACCAGCUGAGGCUACUCGCAGGUUCAAGAGACGACACGUCCACCACCGUCGUGCGGGCUUCUUGUCCAACUAA
Orbilia oligospora ATCC 24927 is the source of this 1203-nucleotide messenger RNA. RefSeq lists its product as uncharacterized. Gene Ontology annotation, cellular component: extracellular region. Gene Ontology annotation, biological process: carbohydrate metabolic process. Bases 1 to 1203 code for a protein of 400 amino acids. The transcript is spliced from 3 exons. The record is from RefSeq and is a predicted model, not a curated record. Lineage: Eukaryota; Fungi; Ascomycota; Orbiliomycetes; Orbiliales; Orbiliaceae. Gene Ontology annotation, molecular function: chitinase activity.